AUGGCUCCCAACUCCCCCGUAGCCCUCAUCCUUGGAGCUGGUUCCAACAUCGGACAACAUGUCGGCCGAGCUUUUGCAGCUAAAGGCUACAGAAUUGCCCUUGCUGCUCGAAGCCUGAAGCAAGAGGACAGCACCCCCAGCCAGUUGCACAUUCGCAGCGACUUCAGCGACCCAGAGUCUGUGGAGAAGGUCUUUUCAACCGUCAAAUCGCAGCUCGGUGCCCCAAGUGUCGUGGUUUACAACGCCGCUGCUGUGACUCCCAACGAUGCCAAGAACCCCCUCAGCCUUGAUCUAAAGGCAUUCACCCGCGACUUGGCCAUCAACACCACCAGUGCUUUCGCAGCAGCUCAGCAAGCCGCUCUCGCUUUUGAGGAGCUCCCCGGCUCAGCAUCUCGUACCUUCAUCUACACCGGAAACUUCCUUAACGACCAUACCAUCGUCUCCCUCAUGGAUCUUGGCGUCGGAAAGUCUGCGACGGCUCAUUUCAUCAAAUGCGCUGCUGAGGCGUACGCUAGCAAGGGAUUCAAGUUCUACUACGCCGAUGAGCGAAAGGCGGAUGGUUCGAGCGCAUCCGCCGCAAUUGAUGGUGCUGCUCAUGGAGAAUUCUAUACCAAGCUUGCUGAAGAAGACUCUCAGGGAGCAUGGCAGCAGACUUUUGUCAAGGGCCAGGGGUAUACGAAGUUCUGA
Molecule: messenger RNA, 687 nt
Organism: Fusarium keratoplasticum
Lineage: Eukaryota; Fungi; Ascomycota; Sordariomycetes; Hypocreales; Nectriaceae
Exons: 3
Coding region: 1-687 (228 amino acids)
Source: RefSeq, a predicted model, not a curated record